AAAUCAGGCAUCGCGCGGCAUUUAAGCGUGUUAUCUUUCAAAUCUCCAAAUAAACCAAAAGCUAUGGAUGCAAAAAUUAGCAGCUUCUUUGAUUCCGUUGGCUCCUUCUUCUCCGGCGGUGAUCAGAUCCCCUUGAGCGACCACGACAUUAUCCUCGGCUGCGAGAGAGAAGUUGCAAAAGCUGCUGAGGGUGACUCAGAUGAACUUAAGAAUGAGAGCAUUAUGCGUUUGUCAUGGGCUCUCGUUCACUCUAAACGAUCAGAAGAUGUACAGCGAGGAAUUGCUAUGCUUGAAGCAUCAUUAGCCAAUAUUAGCUCUCCUUUGCAACAGCGGGAGAAGAUCUAUCUUCUAGCAGUUGGAUAUUACAGAAGUGGUGAAUAUUCAAGGAGCCGACAGCUUGUGGAGCAAUGUUUGGAGGUUGCACCUGAUUGGAGGCAAGCUCUGGUCCUCAAGAAGACAAUUGAAGAUCGAAUUGCUAAAGAUGGUGUUAUUGGAAUAGGAAUCACUGCCACUGCUGUUGGACUCGUAGCUGGUGGAAUUGCUGCAGCAUUAUCUCGCAAGAACUGAUAAUCAAUACCAACAAUGUGCAUAUGAACUUCUUCUAUACAAUCUUGCUUUUGUCAUCCCUCAACUCUAUUUAGAGGAUGUUUGAUUUAACUUUUGAAUGCAACUGAUAGCUGAUAGACUUUCAAAUA
Molecule: messenger RNA, 695 nt
Organism: Hevea brasiliensis (rubber tree)
Lineage: Eukaryota; Viridiplantae; Streptophyta; Magnoliopsida; Malpighiales; Euphorbiaceae
Product: mitochondrial fission 1 protein A
Exons: 5
Coding region: 64-567 (167 amino acids)
Biological process (GO): autophagy of mitochondrion; peroxisome fission; mitochondrial fission
Cellular component (GO): peroxisomal membrane; mitochondrial outer membrane
Molecular function (GO): protein binding
Source: RefSeq, a predicted model, not a curated record